CCUAAGACGACGAUUUGCUAUUGGCUAGGCUGUGCCCGUUGAGUUUGAAUUGGGUGGCGGUUAGUGGAAGAUCAACCCGUCCCUCAGCUGGAGCUGUAAGGUUUCCUGAGUCUGUUUUGGGACCCCCAGCUCGGCCCCUCGCUGGACGCACCCUGGUGUCAUGGCUCCUAAGAAACGCAGCAGCCGCGGGACCAGGACCAACACACUGCGGAGCCGGAAGCUCGCCUCCUUCCUAAAGGACUUCGACCGCGAGGUGCAAGUUCGAACCAAGCAAAUUGAGUCCGACAGGCAGACCCUCCUCAAGGAGGUGGAAAAUCUCUACAACAUCGAGGUCCUUCGGCUCCCCAAGGCGCUGCAAGUCAUGAAGUGGCUUGACUACUUUGCCCUAGGAGGAAACAGACAGGCCCUGGAAGAGGCAGCAACAGCUGAUCGAGACAUCACAGAGAUAAACAAUUUAACAGCUGAAGCUAUUCAGACACCUUUAAAAUCUGUUAAAAAGCGAAAGGUAAUCGAGGUGGAUGAAGCCAUAAAGGAAGAGGAAGAAGAUGAAGAAGAAGAAGGAGGAGGAGGAGGAGGAAGAAAGAGCCAUAAGAAUCUUCGAUCUGCGAGAGUCAAAAGAUGCCCUCCAUCCAAGAAGAGAACCCAGUCUAUACAAGGAAGAAGCAGAAGCAAAAGGUUAAGCCAUGACUUUGUGACCCCAGCUAUGAGCAGGCUGGAGCCAUCUCUGGUGAAACCAACCCCAGGCAUGACACCUAGGUUUGAUUCCAGGGUCUUCAAAACUCCAGGUCUACGAACCCCAGCGGCCAAGGAGCAGGUUUACAACAUCUCUAUCAACGGCAGCCCUCUCGCAGACAGCAAAGAGAUCUCCCUCAGUGUGCCCAUAGGUGGCGGUGCGAGCUUGCGGCUAUUGGCCAGUGACUUGCAGAGGGUCGAUAUUGCUCAGCUGAAUCCAGAGGCCCUGGGAAACAUUAAGAAACUCUCGAGUCGCCUUGCUCAGAUCUGCAGCAGCAUCCGGACAGGCCGAUGAGAGGACGGCAAGGCACACAGGUGGCAGCAGGGACUGCAGUGGCAGAACACACACCUGUGGGUGCCUCACCUGCCACACCUGCAGCGGUGCUUUGCGUCUCUCCAACAGCUGUGAUGUCGUGCUGCACACUUGUAGUUAGUGGGAAUUUAGAUGGGGAACACAGGGCUAGUGGGGGUCUUUGUGUGCUUGGUGUGGAGUCACUGAGAACCAUCCGUGGUUUGAGAUCCCACCGGGGCUGGACACUGCUUGGAGCACUGUGGAGGGCAAGUGUAACCUUUGCCCCGGGACCCAGGCAGGCUAUGCAGCCAGCAUAGGGUGUGUGGUCCUUGCAGGUCUAGGCGCACGGCUGGCUCUCCCUGUUCUGUUCUGUUGUUAUUUCUGUCCUCUGGACGGGAGUGCUUCAGAUGGGUUUUCUUUUGCUGAGGGUCACACACAUCAGUUUCUGAGCAGUUAGCGUCUCAGCCGACUCGUCCUAUGGAAAGCUUGCUGUUUUCAAUAAAUCUUAGUUUGCUAUCGUUUUUAA
Rattus norvegicus (Norway rat) is the source of this 1550-nucleotide messenger RNA. RefSeq names its product cell division cycle associated 8 (gene Cdca8). Gene Ontology annotation, cellular component: cytoplasm; chromosome passenger complex; chromosome, centromeric region. NCBI's taxonomy places the organism in Eukaryota, Metazoa, Chordata, Mammalia, Rodentia, Muridae. Gene Ontology annotation, biological process: chromosome organization; mitotic metaphase chromosome alignment. The record is from RefSeq and is a predicted model, not a curated record.